AUGGACAUGAGACCAUAUGAAUUUGCGAUCUCUGGCCUAGACAAAACAAGAAGAAGACAACAUCCAACGCCAACUCGUCGACAUGGCGAAGGUGGCAUUGUUAAUGCCACCCUCGUACCAUGGACUGGUGAUAUAGGUAUAGCAUGUGCUUUUGUGUACAUGAAGGGAGAAAAGUAUGUUGAGAUUAACUGGCGCGGGACAUGGGAUCUUGAUAUUGGCCACCAUGUCAUGGAUGCAUGGAAUGAUGUUGUAACGUUUCAUGGGGUGGAAUUGCGUACUACUACCCCUAAGCGCAUCACAGAGGUCAUCAUGUCUUAUGGGGACGCUAUCUAUCAUGAACUGCCUUGUCAGGUAAUUCAGCCUACAUCGCUUUGGCAAAUUCGGGUGGAGAAUCAGUAUACUACCCCACCAAUUCGAGCCUAG
Fusarium venenatum is the source of this 423-nucleotide messenger RNA. NCBI's taxonomy places the organism in Eukaryota, Fungi, Ascomycota, Sordariomycetes, Hypocreales, Nectriaceae. The record is from RefSeq and is a predicted model, not a curated record.